Molecule: messenger RNA, 1960 nt
Organism: Scophthalmus maximus (turbot)
Lineage: Eukaryota; Metazoa; Chordata; Actinopteri; Pleuronectiformes; Scophthalmidae
Product: zinc-binding protein A33-like
Exons: 1
Coding region: 41-1465 (474 amino acids)
Molecular function (GO): zinc ion binding; protein binding
Source: RefSeq, a predicted model, not a curated record
AACCUGGUGAGUCUGGCAGUUGAAUUAAGAUACAAGGGAGAUGGCAGAAAAAAAUGCUCUUUUUGAAAACUACCUGAGUUGCCAUGUGUGUUCUGAAACUUUCAAAGAUCCUGUAUCUCUGGACUGCAACCACAUCUUCUGUGCAAGCUGCCUGCAAGAAUUGUGGAAACAAGCCAAAAAUAAAAACUGUCCGAUGUGUAAAAGAAAGCCCUCAAAAGAUUAUGGAGUGAACUUUAUACUGAAGAAACUGGCUGAUACCUUCACUGGGAGACACAAAGCUUCAGCAGCCAAGACAGAAAAGGGAAAUAAGUCCCUGAUGGUGUUGUGUAGUAAAAAUCCAAAAGAGCCCAAAUUGUUCUGUAAGGAUGAAGAUAGAGCUGUGUGUCCUGUCUGUGAUCCUUCUCUACAUCAGAGCCACAAGUUGGUUCCUAUAGAACAAGGGGUCGCUGACCUGAAGGAGCAGCUGAAAACUGACUUACAGUCUCUCCAGGACAAGAGGGACGAAUACAAACGAGUAAAGGAAACGUACAAUGAAAUGAUUCAACACUCCAAGAAGCAGCUGUUGUUCACAGAGAAGCAGAUCAGAGCAGAGUUCAACAAGCUCCACCAGUUCCUGAAAGAGGAAGAGGAGUCCAGACUGGCAGCUCUGAGGGAGGAAGAGGAGCAGAAGGGGAAGACUGUCAGCAGAGAGUGGAAGAGGAUUCAGGAGCAGAUCUCCUCUCUGACAGACAGUAUCUCUGCUGUCAGAGAAGACCUGCAGAAACACAACGUGUCGUUCCUCAGCAGUUAUGGAUCCACUCAGGCCAGAGCCAGAGCCCAGAGCUCGCUGUCGGAGCCUCAGCCGCUCUCAGGAGCUCUGAUAGAUGUGGCCCAACACCUGGGCAACCUGUCCUUCAGGGUCUGGGAGAAGAUGAAGGAGAAGGUCCAACUCAGUCCCGUCAUCCUGGACCCAAACACCGCACACGCCCGUCUCUAUCUGUCUGAUGAUCUGACCACUGUGAGAUGUGGAGACACACUUCAGCAGCUCCCUGACAAUCCAGAGAGACAUGGUCGCUGUCCCACUGUUCUGGGCUCUGAGGGCUUCAGCUCAGGGAAACACAGCUGGGAGGUGGAGGUGGGAGACCAUCCUGACUGGAAUAUAGGUUUGACAAAACAGUCAGUUGACAGGAAGGGAAAGUUAUUUGCUUCACCAGAAUAUGGAAUCUGGUGUUUACGUCAUCAUCAAGGAAAAUACACCAAUGGUGUUGGUGUGAGUGUGACAGUGAAGAAGAGUCUCCAGAGGAUCAGAGUCCAGCUGGACUGUGACGGGGGGGAGGUGUCCUUCUACGAUGCUGAAGACAUGAAUCACCUCCACACGCACAGAGACACUUUCACUGAGAAACUCUUCCCAUAUUUUUCAGUUGGUUCGUCCGGUGAUGCUGAAACCACUGAAAUCAGAAUCAGUGACGUUUCUCUGGUAUUUUAAGUUUUUCUAUCGAUGUCGUGUGAGAUUUAUUUUAAUCUAAACUCAUCGUCACACUUCUCACCCAACUUUUUUUCUGAUUCAAUAUGUUGUUGACUUAAAUGAAAAUCAUUUAUUAACAUGUUUUGUUCAAUUAGUGAUUGUGGCUCCUGCGCUUGUUGUUCAAUUUAAUUUACUUUCUUUGUUGGAAAAAAGAAAAAUAUUUCCACAAAAUGCUGAAACGAUGUGACGUCAUCAGAAUACAGACUUGUUUUGUGCAUUUAUCAAAUUAACUGAAAGUUGUGAUUGUUUUAGUUCUGUGACAGUUUCUUCAUUAUCAGUUUUAGUUUUUGAUUUUUCUUUUCUAUGAAUUUGAUGACUUGUGGAUCUGUUUAAUCUUUGGAAACAGGUGUUUCAAAAUAGCCUGGUUUCUUUUCAUGAAGUGUAUAUUAAUGUGUCUGCAUACUCUAUCAUUUUUGUACUGAAUACAUGAUCAAUAAAAUAAAUGGUGAAUGGAAA